Paramuricea clavata is the source of this 1298-nucleotide messenger RNA. The record is from the annotation of a GenBank genome assembly. Lineage: Eukaryota; Metazoa; Cnidaria; Anthozoa; Malacalcyonacea; Plexauridae.
AUGAUCAAUGAUGUGGCAACAGAAAUUGAACCGGACACGGGAUCGGAUGCAAACAUAAUGGAUAAAGAGCAAUUUGAUCGGCUCCAGAAAGCGAGAUCUGAAAUUCGGCUGAAGAAAUUUAGAACAAAGCUGCGAGCACUUCUUCAAGACAUCCCGGUACUAGGAGAAUGCUCUGUGAUCAUCAGAAACCAAACAAAGCAGACACGAACACGCAUUAUCGUUAUUAAGGGAAAAAUGGAUUCUUUACCACUGAUCGGAAGACCCACCUUAUCCAAUUUAGGAAUGGUUCUCAUCGACGAGACUGGAAACUUAGAAAAUUCCAAGGAAAAAGAUACACACAAAGUAAAGAAAACGGACGCAACCUACCCAAAACUUGAAGAAAUCCUGGAAAGUAUGAAGGAAGAGACGGAGAAGUUAUUGAAAUCCAUUUACCCAUGAAUGACGAUGCGACACCGAUAGCUCAGAAACCAAGACGGGUGCCGUAUCACUUACUAGAGCCUCUCGAGCAGCGCAUUAACGAAUUCAUCGAAAGUGACAUCAUAGAGAAGGUCCCCGAACAUGAAGCAAUCGGGUGGUGUUCACCUCUCGUGGUACAGCCGAAAGCGAAGAAUCCUAAGGACAUCCGAGCGAGUCUCGAUCUCCGAAUUCUAAAUCAGUCUAUGGCACGCACAAGGCACGUACAAUCACCCAUCACCGAAGACUUUGUAAACGAAUUUAAGGACUGCACAGUCUUCAGUAAAAUCGACCUGAACCACGGAUACCAUCAAUUCGCGCUCGAUGAAGAAUCUAGAAAGAUAAUGACAUUUUCAACGCCCUGGGGGAACUAUAGAUACAAAAGACUUGCAUUUUGUGGCAAAAACAGCCAAGAUCUUUUUGAUGCGGAGAUCACAAAGAUAAUCUCGGGCAUACCUCAUGUCUUAACCAAACGCGACGACAUCAUGGUCGGAGGUAAAGAUUGGGAAGAACACAAUCGGAACCUGGAAACACUAUUCGAACGACUCGCAAUCCACAACAUAACGCUUCGAAAGUUGAAAUGUGAAUUCGGUCGGACAUCGCUAGAAUUCCAUGGUCAUUACUUCACCAGCGAAGGGCUGAGACCAAGUCCUAACAAGGUCAGAGCCAUCCAGGAAAUGGAAAGACCGAAAAGUAAAGAAGAGUUGGUAUCGUUUAUCCAAAUGAUGGCAUAUCUGUCCCGAUUCAUCGAAAAUUUCUCCAGCAGAUCAGAAUCACUUAGGCGGAUAACGAAACAAGGUCAUCGUUUUGGAAUCAAGAGCAACAGAUGGCGUUCGAUGAUCUGA